UAAUUUUCCUCCUUGACCGGGACGCGCCAACGAUUUGGAUGGAGGAAAAGUUUAAACCGUUCACGCGCCGUUUUUUUCUCGGGAUGAUAGAUGAUUGCUGCAGUCGACAAACAGCACAGUUGCAAAUCGGUCGGUAGGAGAAAUCGACUCUCAGCUGAGGCGUUCGUUCAGUGAAGCGAUCUAGUGGAUUGAUGUGGAAGCUUAAUGAAAACUAGAUCUAAUCAAAGUAGGUGAAAAGGAUAAACAAGCAAGCCGACGAAUAACCAGGAAACAAAUUAAAUUUGAGUGACAUAAUCGGUUCGUUUGCGAAGAAUCGAUGUAAAAAAAUUGUGAUUGUGCAUCUGAGAGGAUCAACAAUAGGUGAAAAUUCUGUGAUUUGAUUGAAGUGAGUGAAACUAAACAAAGAAAAAACAUCAAAAAUGGAGGAAAGCAAUGAAGUGGUGCUUUACAUUUAUGACCUAACACAAGGCAUGGCUGCUAUGAUGUCCCAGAUGCUGCUAGGUCGCCACAUCGACGGCAUUUGGCACACGGCGGUGGUCGUCUUCGGGCGGGAAUACUUUUUCGGAUCCCAUGGCAUCACGAGCUGCUUGCCGGGAGCUACAGUGCUCGGGCAACCGUUACGAAAGGAGGUGAUCGGUCAGACGUUCAUCCCCCAGGCCGUAUUCUCGGAUUACGUGCGUGGCCUAGCGGAAAGUACCUUCAGAGGCACCAAGUACAGUCUCCUGAGUCACAACUGCAACACCUUCAGCGAGGAUCUGUGCCAGUUCCUGUGCGGCGUCGGCAUCCCCAAGUACAUCCUUGACCUUCCACAAGAGUUCUUGUCCACACCGUUGGGCCAAAGUCUCGCACCACUGAUUGCCAGUCUCGACUCGGGUGGUGAUCCGACAGCAAACUUCCAGCACGAGUCGGACUUCCUCCGGGGAGGCCCACCACGGGAAACCAGUCCCGGCUUUGACCAGCUCAACACCCAAAUCGAGCAGGCCCGUCAACAGUCGCACGAGCUGAACGAACGGCGGAACAAGAUCCGCGACAAGAUCGACAAGAAGAGCAAAAAGAAAGAGAAGAAGUCCAGGAAAGAGCGGGCGCAAGGUUCGGGCGAAGGUUCCGAUCAGAACUCUACCGGAAUGUCUGAGGGCGAAGCGGAAUCGAUGAACGGCAGCAACGGUGUCAAUGGGUCCAUCCCACCGGAGAUGCUACCUUCGGAGAAGGUGCGCAAGGAAGAAGAAGCUGAGCGAUUGGCCGAGGAGGAGAGGAAGAAGAACCGCGAUCCACCGAUCAUCUUCAAGGAAGUCGAUCCAAAACUCGAACUGGAAUGUCUUGUCAACCUAGUGGAUGGGAAACUCUCGGAGGAAGAACAGGUAGCGGUGGACGAGUUGCAUCAGUAUCUGCUCCUUGGUGAGGGAGCUUGGGCCUUGGGAGACAGUUUCCUUGUAUUCGUUGGACGCAUGCUCCGAGAUAAUUCGCUCUCGACGGAAGUUCGGGUUCACUUGCUCCGUGCGUUGGCCAAUGCUGCCCUGAAGGACGACAUCAUUCUGCUGCUGCACCAGGACCGACGAGACCACGUGCUGAUGAAUUUUGCCCAGGACAUCGACAGACAUCCGCCGGAGGAACAGCAAGCAAUGGCUCUUUUCAUGUGCAACCUGUUCGAGAACGACAACGCCUCCGAGUGGCUGCUGUACAUCUCCGAGUGGCAGUACAGCAACCAGUCGAUUUCGAACAUCCGCGCGACCACCAAGGUGACCGUCCACUGUCUGCUGUCCGCCUGUCCCCGACUGAAGGACCUCGGCACCGCCCUGGUCCACAAUCUAGCCUCUAAGGAAGUCAAAACUGUGGUAUUCGACGACGUGGCGGUGGAGAUCUCGAUGGCCCUGCUGCAGUUCUUCAACUCGGAACCCUCGGAGGAGCACCUCUUCCGGACGAUGAAGGCCCUGUCCAAGUUUGUCAAUGUCUCCCCAGAUGUCCCGCAGUUCAUCCAGAUGAUCGGACCACACCCCAAAACGAUGCGAGGCAAGAGCGAGCGAAUCAACGAACUGAUUGAUCAGAUUUCCAAAAAGGUUCGCUAACCGGUUUCCUUCCCCAAAUUCUUUUCCCAAAGUUCGGUUCAUUUAGAUAGUUGACAAUUUAGCUGUAGAACCACCAAACACAUUACACAAACACACUACACAUUAAACCCCUAGGCAGUCAGUCAGUACGAUAAGUUGGACAAGGAAUGGUGUGUUGAACGAAAUGGAUUAUGAAAUUUUACGCGCCAUAUUUGAUUUUCUUCCGGUCCACCCUUUCCCAUACGAAAAGGAAAUGUGGAGCAUAUGCAUUUUCACCGCUAAUGGUUAGUAGACUUCUUACCCCAACGAACCCCACAUGUUCUAGUGCAAUAUCUGGUUAAAUUAGUAUCGACCGAUUCGUAUUUUGUUGCUCCUCUUGCAGAAGGAAACUCUGUAACUGUUAAACUAAUGGCGAAGAACGGUAGUCUCUGUUUUCGACGCAAUGACAAGUGUUUUUACUUUUAUUUCUUUGGUUGAAACUCGUACUAACGCAUUAUACAAAUAAUAUAUGAUAUUUUUAUUGAAAGGUA
Messenger RNA from Aedes aegypti (yellow fever mosquito), 2572 nucleotides. RefSeq lists its product as uncharacterized. The transcript has 8 exons. The coding region runs from base 420 to 2063 and encodes 547 amino acids. The record is from RefSeq and is a predicted model, not a curated record. Gene Ontology annotation, molecular function: peptidase activity. Lineage: Eukaryota; Metazoa; Arthropoda; Insecta; Diptera; Culicidae. Gene Ontology annotation, biological process: protein modification by small protein removal.